Anopheles moucheti is the source of this 3354-nucleotide messenger RNA. RefSeq lists its product as uncharacterized. The transcript has 10 exons. The record is from RefSeq and is a predicted model, not a curated record. Lineage: Eukaryota; Metazoa; Arthropoda; Insecta; Diptera; Culicidae. The coding region runs from base 1 to 3354 and encodes 1117 amino acids. Gene Ontology annotation, molecular function: heme binding; oxidoreductase activity, acting on paired donors, with incorporation or reduction of molecular oxygen; monooxygenase activity.
AUGAUAACGCUUCUGUUGUUGGGUUUCGGUGUUCUUUCGCUCUACGUGUACUGCAAGAUUAAGUUUAAGUUUGCGGAAAAAAUCCCAUGCGUCGAGCCAAUGCAUCCAAUAUUCGGCAACGGGCUCGAGUUCGCACAGAAGAACUCGUAUGAAAUCUUCAAGAGCAUUACACGCGCGUACAAGGAUAACAAACGGAUCUUCAAACUUUGCUUUGGCCCGAUACCGGUCAUAUGUCCUACGCAUCCGGAUCUAAUACAGAAAACUAUGACCGAACAGGCCAGCAUGGACAAACCGUUCGUGUAUGAUUUCAUGCGCGUGGACCACGGAUUGCUUACGGCAAAGUAUGACGAGUGGCGUGUGCAUCGGAAAGCACUAAAUCCAACGUUCAACACUCGCAUUCUGAACAGCUUCAUACCAAUCUUUAGCGAUUGUGCGAAGAAAAUGAUCAGCAACAUGCACAAGCAUGCGAACGAUGAAAAGCCGAUCAACAUACUCAAAUGUACCUCGCCCUGUACGCUGGAAAUGAUUUGUCGCACCUCACUCGGCGGGAAGGUACUGGAAAGGGAAGGCAAGCAGGAAUUUAUCGAAGGGCUGGAAAUUAUCCUUCACAACGUAGGCCUUCGAAUGUUUAACGCAAAUCUCUACCCUGAUUUUGUGUACAAGAACACACGUUUCUACCGUGCCGAAAUGGAAGCUCGUAAAAUAUGUUACGCUUUCACGGACAAGGUCAUUCAUGAAAAACGUGCAAAGUUCGAGGAACGGCUUCGUCAUUCGGUCGACAAGAACAAUAACAAUGCGAUGAGCGAUGAAAAUGGCAACGUCGUCUUCGCCGAUGAAGAAGAUGAUAUGCUGAACUACAAGAAACCCCAAAUCUUUGUCGAUCAACUGCUGACCAUACCGAACGAUGGUAAACCGUUUACGCACGAGGAGAUCACCGAUCAUAUCUACACGAUGAUUGCUGCUGGUAACGAGACAUCCGCGACGCAGGCCGCGCACGCCUGCUUGCUGCUGGCCAUGCAUCCCGAGGUUCAGGAACGAGCAGCAGCUGAAGUACGGGAGCUAUUGGCCGAUGAUGUGGAGUACACGCACGAAACACUCAAGGGAAUGGAAUAUUUGGAACGCGUCAUUAAGGAAUCGCAGCGGCUGUGUCCAGUGGCCGCCGUAUUCGGUCGCAAGACGAUUGGAACAAUUCAGUUGGAUGAGUUUGUCAUUCCGAAAGGAUUCAUCCUGCUGGUGAACGCGUUUGCACUGCACCGACAGAAAGAAUUCUGGGGCGCGAACGCCGACAAGUUCGAUCCGGACAAUUUCCUGCCGGAGCGCGUCAAAGCACGGCACCCGUAUGCCUAUAUUCCGUUCAGUACUGGUCCACGUGGAUGCAUCGGCAGUCGUUACGCUAUGAUGAGUUUAAAAUUUAUGCUGUCACAAAUAUUGAAAAACUUCAAACUCACCACCGAAAUACCGUACGAAAAGAUGGAUUUCAAGUUAAAAGUCUCCAUGCAUCUGUCCUUCGAGCAUCUGAUAAAACAACAGGCAAUCAGUGACGAAAUUCUCGAAGGCUUUCGUGACACUGUCGAUGAAGUCGGUGUUUUUGAGGUUAUUACCGAUUUUGCGAUGUUUCUGAGCAAUGAAACGGAACUGUUGCUCGAGGAGCUAACCGAGCAGCUUGACGAUUGGGUCUUUCAAACAUCAAACAUGAUCAACGCCUUUGAAGAAGGUUUGAAAAACAUUACGUUCGAACUAAUGGAUUCUCCAAUCGAAAGCUUUCUACGAGCCGAAAGCCCCCUCAAAUGUUUGGCAGGGUUUGGUUACCACAAAGCCAUGCAAAAAAUGACACAAGUGAUCAUGUUUUUCCUACCGGCGAUCAUCGUGGUGCUUGGAUUAGUUAUAUACUGGUGUAAGCUAUCAAGAGAUAGUGGACUAUUCGCGAAAGAUCUUCCAGGACCAAGAUCGUACCCUAUUAUCGGUUGUACCUACCUAUUUAUGCGCUCCUAUGAGGAAACGUUCAGUGUAAUUCAAGAGUGGUUUCGCAAGUACGAUAGGAUGUUCAAAAUAUCCCUGGGACCCACAACGGUCGUGUGUCUAUCACAUCCGGAUCUUAUCCAGCAAGUUCUAACUAAUAGAGCAUGCCAGGAUAAGGCUUUUUUCUAUCGUUUCAUGGAGCUCGAUUAUGGACUCAUAUCGUCUCGUUAUUCGGAUUGGAAGCUGUACCGUAAGAUGUUGAACCCUGCAUUUAAUCAACGCAUCUUGAUCAGCUUCAUAUCGAUAUUUAGUCGUUGCUCGGAAGAUAUGGUAGAACGUAUGGCUAAGGAGGUUGACAGCCCUAAACCAUUCGAUAUGCUCCACUAUACCGCCCAAUGUACGCUGGAGAUGGUGUGUGCCAGUUCGCUCAAAAGUGACAUCACGGAAAAUCCAAUCGCAAAGGAAAUUUGCGGAGGCAUUGAAAAGAUUAUGAUAAUUAUGUGUAGCCGCGUGUACAACGUCUUGCUUUAUAGCGAUUUGCUAUUUAACAUGACGCCUCGGUACAGAGAAAUGGACAGGCUUCGCAGCAAAUUGCAAGAAAUGCUGGAUCCGAUCAUAAGCGAACGACGUGAGGAAAUAGCGAAAGAACGUUUGGAAAACAUCAACCAAGAUGAAGAAGAGAAAUAUCGAAAGCCAAUGAUAUUUUUGGACCAACUACUGGAUAUGAAACGUGGUGAUGAAGAUCUCUCAAGCAAGGAGAUCGAAAACCAUCUCCAUACCAUCAUUGCUGCUGGGAGUGAAACAUCCGCCAAUCAAGUGGCCUACAUCCUGCUACAACUGGCAAUGCAUCCCGAUAUACAGGACCGUGUGUGCGAAGAAAUCCGCUCGAUUUACGGAGACUCUUCUUUGAAUAUAUCCUUCGAAACGAUAUCCGCCCAAAACUAUCUGGAGCAAGUGAUCAAAGAAACAUUGCGACUGUUUCCGGUAGCACCCUUCAUCGGAAGGAAAACGAUCGAGACGGUUAAGCUGGGUGAUGUCGUUAUCCCGCCAGGAGUAACGCUGCUCAUGAAUAUAAUGCAUGUGCAUCGCAGCAAGGAGCUGUGGGGAGACCGAGCAGAUGUGUUCGAUCCUGAUCGCUUCGACCCUGCGACUUAUGAUGCUCGGCAACAGCAUCCCUUCAGCUACAUUCCGUUUGGCGGUGGACCAAGAAACUGCAUUGGCUAUCGGUACGGCAUGUUCACUAUGAAAAUUAUGGUCACUCAAGUGCUCCACAGAUAUGUGUUGUCCUCGCCGAUCUCACCUAACGAUUCGUUAGGACUAUCACUUGCAAUUACGCUGAAGACUGCUGUAGGACACCAACUAUUCAUAAAACGCAGAAAAAAUCCUAGUGACUGA